This is a messenger RNA of Lampris incognitus (smalleye Pacific opah), 1623 nucleotides long. RefSeq names its product family with sequence similarity 222 member Aa (gene fam222aa). The record is from RefSeq and is a predicted model, not a curated record. The transcript is spliced from 2 exons. Bases 1 to 1623 code for a protein of 540 amino acids. Lineage: Eukaryota; Metazoa; Chordata; Actinopteri; Lampriformes; Lampridae.
AUGCUAGCCUGUCUGCAGAGGAGGCAAAACCCCCCACCCCAGCACCCGGUGUGUGCCAGCAAGACCCUGGAGCCACCACAAGCCCUUGGGCGAAAAUGUGAGCUGGCGGUUCCCAUGCAUUCCCCCCGCUACCCCACUGUGGCAGAACUUGAUGCCUAUGCUCAGAAGACAGCCAACAAUCCUUUGUCUAUCAAGAUCUUCCCCACUAACAUCAGGGUUCCCCAGCACAAGCACCUUAACCGGACUGUGAAUGGAUAUGAUACAACAGGACAACGCUAUAGCCCCUACCCACACCUCCACACUGGGGGCUACCAGGGUCUGCUAGCCAUUGUCAAGAACUCUUCCUCAUUAUCAUCAUCCUCCUCCACAUUUGUUCCCUCAAAAGGUGUCCUCAAGAAUUCUGAAGGCAGACGGACUAAGCUCUCUCCAGCUCACAUAGCUGUUGCCCUGUACCCACCCCCUAAUAGUAGCACUUUAGCUAAUGGCCACGGCCAAAUGGUAUACCACACUGGCCCCUCAAAGCCCCCAGAAGGCCCUGGGCUGUCAAUUCCCCCUAAUGUAACUGUGGCUAGCUCAGUGAUUCCCAUCACAGGCGGGAGGGGCCUGGCCUUGCCUGCACAGUCCAACCUCCCCUCCAUACAGAGCAUCAUCUACCAGAUCAACCAGCAUUGCCAGGCCCAAGCUCUGCAGCAGGUGUGCCAGGGAGCUGCCACCGCACCUUCCAAUCUCAGCCCUUCCAAGCAGGGCACUGCUGUCAUGGGGGUGUCGUCUAGCUCCUCAGGUGGAGGUUACGUGACAGGGAUAGCUCCCCAGGCUAACCUGUUGUACGCUGGGGCUGGGCUGCCUGCGCAAAGUGCAGAGGCAAUGAAAGGUGCAGCUUACCCAGACAGCAUGGACUACAUCCUCUGGCAGAAACAACAACAACAACAACAGCAGCAACAACAGCAACAACAACAACAACAGCAACAACAACAGCAACAGCAACAACAACAGCAACAGCAGCAGCAGCAGGCAGUGCUCCGCAUGUACAGCGGAGGCAGUGGAGGAGGCAGUGCAAUCAGCAAGUCUCCUGAAACCUGUGCUCCAGGUGGAGGGAUUAUGGCUGCCCAAGUCUCCUCCUCUUCCAAUAGACUUUACCACCUGACAGCGAGUGCCAGUGGAGGAGGUGGCCUGGACAAGGUCAGCUCCUCCCCUUUGAACUGUGUGGGUAUGCAUGGCAACUUCUCAGUGGGUCAGUACUUUGCUCCUCCUUGGAACAGUGUACUGGUGACCCCAGACAGUGACUGCUACAACCCCCAGGAGCUGUUAGGGACCUCUACAGGAGCACCGGCCACAGGCCACAGAGAGAUGGGCUACCCCCAUCACCAUCACCAUUACCACCACCACCACCAUCACCACCCUGCCAUAGACAGCGGGGGAGGUCUGUGCUGCAGUCUGCCCAGCAAGAGCCUGUGUAACACCUCUGUGCUGAGCAGCAGCCUGCAGUCCCUUGAGUACCUGAUCAACGACAUCCACCCACCCUGCAUCAAAGAGCAGAUGCUCGGCAAAGGCUAUGAGACUGUGUCUGUACCACGUCUGUUGGACCACCAGCAUGCACACAUCCGCCUCCCCGUUUACAGAUAG